AAUAAGUUAAAGUGACUGUCAACUUGAAUAAUUUUUUCAAAAAUACCUUUAUAUUUUAUUUUAAUAUCGCUAGGUUAUAUUAUAUAAGUAAUUCAAUGUUUUCAUUACCGAAUUGUUAAUUUCUUUUAAAAUGAGCAAAGAAAUAGAAACUAAAGAAUCCGUCCAAGAAUUGAUAAGUGAAGAAAGUUAUAGAGAGAAAUUAGCACGUUGUUCGAAAAAUGGUCUUAAAGCCUCAAUCACAUCAUUUUACAUUGAUUCUACAAAUUUCAUAUUUAUUUAAUACUUAAUAAAGUAUUUGUGGACUUAAUUAUAGCGUAUAAUUGGAAUACCUAUGCUACUUAAAGGUUUCAAGCUGUUCAGAAUACCAACUGAAGCAAGAGUAGCAGUUGGACUUUUGUCUGGCCUCCCGAUAUUGUAUUAUACUGGAAAGUCUGCCCGAGAAACUUGUAUGAAUGAAGUCAAAGAAAACUUUAAAUAUCAAUAAACUACUACAAUGCAUUUAUUUAAAAAUAUUAGAUAUACGUCACAGUUUAUUUUAUCAAAUUAUAAAAAAUUUAGAAGUAAUAUCUGUAAUAAUAAUUUAACUUCAUUGUGUGUCAAAAGAUUUUUACAUGCAUACGAAGAUGAAUCAGUGAAUGAAGAUCCUUCCAUCAACACGGAGUAUGCAGAAUUAUCUAAUGAGUACUUGAAUCCAGCUCAAAAUGGACACGGAGUUUUAGUAUUGCAGCCGUUUAUUAAGUGGGGUACUGACAAAAAACGCAAUACAAAGCCUGAGCUGCAAUUAGCUGAAGCAGAAGCAUUAAUAAGAACAUUACCACGCUGGACAGUCGUCGAUUCUUUAUGCAUAUCACUAAUGACAUUGAAGAAAAAAAAACUUUUAGGUAAAGGUAAUUUAAAAAUGCUUGAAGAACGUGUUAAACAAAAUUCACGAAUAACUGCUGUAUUUGUAAGCAUGAAUCUUUUACGACCAGUACAGAUUCAUCAGUUAGAAAAUGUACUUGGCGUUCCGGUUUAUGAUCGUUAUUCAAUAGUCAUCCAAAUAUUUCGUGAACAUUCUAAGACCCCGGAAGCUAAAUUACAAGUAGCGCUUGCUGAGUUGCCUUACAUAUGGAAAAAAAUAACUUGGUUAAACGAAGACAGCGAGGGUCGAAUAAAUUUGUCCGAGAAAAGAAAGUUUGUUCUUCAUGCUCGCGAAUCUAAAUUACGAACUGCGUUAAAUAAAUUAAAGGAACACCGAAAAUUAAUUCGCAACAAUAGAAUCAGUAAGAAAAUACCGACGGUUGCGAUUGUUGGUUACACAAAUGCUGGUAAAACUUGUUUAAUAAGAGCAUUGAGUAAUGAUAAAUCAUUGGUUCCCCAAAAUAAAUUAUUCGCGACACUUGAUACGACAGCUCAUGAAGGUUUAUUGCCAUGCAGAUUGAAAGUUUUAUAUAUUGAUACUAUUGGAUUUAUUCAAGACAUACCAGAGGGGCUUAUUGAACCUUUUGUUGCGACAUUUGAGGAUGCAAUAAUAGCUGAUGUAAUUGUUCACGUUUAUGAUGCUAGUCAUCCGGAUAAAAAAGCUCAAAUAGAUCAUGUCAGGCAGACACUUGAUAAUAUAAUGACUGAAUUGGAGAUACCGAAUAAACCGAUAAUUGAAAUUGCUAAUAAGUGUGACAUUGCACCCAAAGGCAGUGUACCUGACGAUGUUACAGUAAUUUCAGCUCUUAAGCUAACAGGUAUUGAUUUACUGAGAAGACAAAUAGAAAAACACAUACUAGAAGUAACUGGUCGUAAAUCAUUAAAAAUACGCGUACUCGCUGGAAGUAACAUCGCUGCUUGGUUGUAUAAAGAAACUACUGUAACAGAUAGUGAAGCUGAUUAUGAUAAUCCACAGUACAUGUUUAUAACGUCACUUGUUACUGAGGAACAAAUGCAUCGGUUUAAAAAAUUUAUAAAACAACAAGCUGCUAAUCGUGAAACUUUAUUUUCAAAUAAAUAAAAUAAUUUGAAAAAAAUAGUUUAAUUGCAAGUGUAUUUUUUAAUAUCAGUGAAAGAUAAUUGGAUUAAAUAUGAAACAUACGAAAGGCACGUAUCUUUGAUGAGAACGCUGUUCUCUUUUGUGAUCUGUACACGUGCAGAACACGUGUCUCAUUUUCAGUCUUUAAAUAUCAAACAAAUGGCACGUGGUUGCCAAAGAUUGAACGAGCUUUUUUUUUUAUUAUUUAUCUUUCAACACUUUUUUACAUUCUUCAUUAAAAAACUGUAAAAAAGUAAAAGACAGUUUUUUUUAUUGUCAAAAAGUAAUUUAUGUUCGUUGCAUUUUAUGAGAUAUUAUUUAUAAAAAUACACUAACAGCUUAAGUUUGUAAUAAUUCAACAAUAAUAAAUUAUAAGGUGAUGUAAAAAAUUGUCACUAAUAUGAUUAAUUAAGGACAGUAAAAAAGUUGUAGGUUGUAAUUAAAUGUUAAAAAUAAUUUUAAAAAGUUUUUACCAACUACAUUUUUUAUUGUUAAGAUGUAAAAGGUGAAGAUGAUGAACUAAUUAAAUGUCAAUUAUUUUUUAUUCAAUUUAAAACUAAUUUUCAUAAAAAAAUUACUAUAAAUAAUAUACAUAGUUGCAUUAAAAAGAAAAAUUAAUUUUAUACGACAUAGAAUGUUAUUUUUUACAAGUAAGAACUAAAAGUAAAUUACAGGCAUCUCCCCUUGGAGCUUGCUUUUUUUUAGUGUCUUUUUUUUGCGCUCCGAUAAUUUUCGUCUUCUACUUUCAACAUAAUUUAACUUAGUUAAUUACUGAACAAGUUUUUUUUCUAGUUUAAGUUUGUUUAAUCUAUUAAAUAUAUAGUUUUUUUUUCUUUUUAAUAAAAUUUAACAAUAAUCUAUUAAUUUAUUUAAAUAUCUAAUAUUAAAUACGGGUGAACUCUUUUACCCGUAACACGUUUAAUUAUCUAUUGACAUUGCAUUAAUUACAAUUGUACAAUUCGUAAUACCCAUUAUGAUUCGACAAUUACACAACCGAUUGAUCAGUACUGUUGAUGUUGUGCCGUACGUAAACACACCAAGUGAAAUAACAUUAUGCAGGUGUAGACUAAAAUAAACUACAAUACCAAACCAUUUGAAUAUUUUUUUAUAAUCAAUAAAUCAAUAUACUAAAAUAAUAAAAUCAAUAGCAUUGUAAAUAAA
This is a messenger RNA of Cotesia glomerata, 3160 nucleotides long. RefSeq names its product putative GTP-binding protein 6. The transcript has 5 exons. NCBI's taxonomy places the organism in Eukaryota, Metazoa, Arthropoda, Insecta, Hymenoptera, Braconidae. Bases 494 to 1981 code for a protein of 495 amino acids. Gene Ontology annotation, cellular component: cytoplasm. The record is from RefSeq and is a predicted model, not a curated record. Gene Ontology annotation, molecular function: GTP binding; ribosome binding.